Acanthosepion pharaonis is the source of this 612-nucleotide messenger RNA. The record is from the annotation of a GenBank genome assembly. NCBI's taxonomy places the organism in Eukaryota, Metazoa, Mollusca, Cephalopoda, Sepiida, Sepiidae.
AUGUUGGCCAAGAGCGAAACGUAUCUAUCUAUCUAUCUAUCUAUCUAUCUAUCUAUCUCAUUGUUUAUCAUCUAUCUAUCUAUGUAUCUAUCUAACUCAUUCUGUCCAUAUCUAUCUAUCUCAUUCUUUUCACAUCUAUCUAUCUAUCUAUCUAUCUAUCUAUCUAUCUAUCUAUCUAUAACAGACAUUCAUUUUCUGUUCAUGUUUAUCUAUCUAUCUAUCUAUCUAUCUAUCUAUCUAUCUAUCUAUCUAUCACAGACAUUCAUUUUCUGUACAUGUUUAUCUAUCUAUCUAUCUAUCUAUCUAUCUAUCUAUCUAUCUAUCUAUCUAUCUAUCUAUAACAGACAUUCAUUUGUCUCUCUCCCUCUCUCUCUCUCUCUGCCUAGUGAACGUAAUGUAUCCUCAGUCUGUACAUGUCUCUAUCUAUCUAUCUUCUAUCUAUCUAUCUAUCUAUCUAUCUAUCUAUCUAUAACAGACAUUCAUUUGUCUCUCUCCCUCUCGCUCUCUCGUACUCCUGACCGUGAUAUAUCUCAGUCUGUACAUGUUUAUCUAUCUAUCUAUCUAUCUAUCUAUCUAUCUAUCUAUCUAUCUAUCUAUCUAUCUAUCUCAUAA